GCCCCAACGGCUUCCCUCCUGCGUCUAUGGAUAACUACAUCGUUGAACUAGUGCCAGGUGCGUAUGACGAGGAUGUCGAGCCCGCGCCCGCACCCGUGCCCACGCCUCAGCCUGCCCCCUUCUAUACCUCCCCUGUUCCUGCUAUAACGCCAUCGACAAAUGAGGCCACGAUACGCAUCAAAUUGGGCAGCCUUUCUCCAGUACGCCCUCGUCGGCCGGCACACGAUGGUCUACAAUGCGACAGUGGAGAGCCCGCCGAUGAAGGCCCACAAUACCCCUCUCGUGAUCAAGAUCUCCCAGCAGGUGCACACCCGCCCGAAGGAGCAGAAUUUGUUGCGUAUCGCUCAGAAGGUUGGCGUCAAAGGUUUGCCCGAGUUGUGUUAUUUUGGGGAUUUGUGGUCCCUAGACGACGGUUUCCGCAGGCUAUUCUUUGAGGAGGAGCAGAUGAACUACGAGAAGCGCAUUCUUCGCGCGCUCAUCUACACCAAGUACAAGCAUCUGGGGACGCUCUUCUCGAAAUCGUCGGAAUACCUCGGUGAAAUGAUCUACCAGAUGCUGGAAUGUAAGCAGCCUAUUAGUGAUCUGCGAUUCAAAGCGCAAAUUUUGCAUCGGGACAUAAGCUACAAUAACUUCAUGGUCCAGAGAAGGGGAGCAGACGAGGCGCCCCUGUUCAUCCUCAACGACUUUGACCUUGCGACUCGAGUGACACCGAAUGGGGAGCCAGUAGCGGGUCCGUCGUCAAAGCAUCGCACGGGCACGCUCCCUUUCAUGGCGCGGGACGUCCUGUACGGCCUGUGGUGGGCGUUCGAGAAAAUAGAGGAGGAAGAAGAAGACGACGACGACGACGACGACGACGAGGAAGAAGAAGAAGAAAAACAAGAAGUGCUUCCCGUACCCUAUCAUCUGGUGCGAUUCGACUACGAGUCACUAUUGUACGUUGCCCUGUGGUGCGGUUUUAAGUGCGAAGAGCAGUCCGCACGCCAUGCAGGCGUCCGUCAACAGGUAGUGGCGUGGGAGUGCGGGAGUUACGACGAGUUGUUGCACAACAAGAGAGGGCUCUUCUUAUAUACCUCGGGCUCUAAGUCGCUGAGCUGCUUCCCGCUCUCCAGGCGUUUCCGACGGUGGCGUUCCUUCUUCCAGGCCUGGAUAGACACCGUCCAACCUCCUGCUUCUGAUGAUCUUGGCGAAUCCGUAAAUCAGUACUGGGAUCUCGAGAAAAUACUCAGCGCACUGAGGGAAGCAGACCCGAACAAGCCAAAGUCGAAAGAGCGGCCGGGAGGAAAGUCGAGUUGAAAGUAGGAUCCAAUUCUGUAGCGUAUGCGGCGACUGAUUGUACAACUGUAAUACUAUACGUUUCAUGCUAAAUACCCUGAUGUAUCACCCUAGUCACUGUACGGUCGCUUCCGCUCUAUAUACUUGUACGCCCGCUUCCG
Molecule: messenger RNA, 1433 nt
Organism: Phanerochaete carnosa HHB-10118-sp
Lineage: Eukaryota; Fungi; Basidiomycota; Agaricomycetes; Polyporales; Phanerochaetaceae
Exons: 2
Coding region: 160-1293 (377 amino acids)
Source: RefSeq, a predicted model, not a curated record